This is a messenger RNA of Drosophila nasuta, 630 nucleotides long. RefSeq names its product translation machinery-associated protein 16 homolog. Lineage: Eukaryota; Metazoa; Arthropoda; Insecta; Diptera; Drosophilidae. The transcript is spliced from 3 exons. The record is from RefSeq and is a predicted model, not a curated record. Bases 64 to 600 code for a protein of 178 amino acids. Gene Ontology annotation, cellular component: nucleus.
GAUAUCGAUAAGUGCGCACAGCUGUUGCACAAACCAAACAAUAUAAACGUGGUCGCCGCGACGAUGGCGAACUUACGCAAGGAGCUAGAGAAAUGCAAGCAUCCCAACAGCCGCAAAACCAAGGCGUUGGGUAAAAAGGCACGCAGGCAAAACAACAAACACAAAACACGCAUGGGGCAUGCAAUCAAAAGCAACAUUAUGGGCGAGAAACUGAGCUGGUUCCUGGGCCAAAUCGAUGAGGGACGCACAACGCCACUAACACCACAGGAAUUCGAAGACCUUAUUGCGUUGUACCUUAAGCGUUUCGACGAAGAGCUCGAACAAAUCGCACUGAAACAAUCCAUUGGCAAGCAUCGGGCAAAUCAACAUGCUGCACGUCAGGAUGUCAUCAAGAUUACGCUGGAAAGGGAACGCAAUGAGUACCAGAGCGGUGGCAUGGAAAUGCUGAAUCUCUGCGACCCGUUGAAAUUCAAGAUGCUCUUCGAUUGGGAUGGCAGCGCAUUGAGUGUGCAACAUUUAAAGUUGGAUUUGGUUUCGUUUAAUAUGCUGCAAAGACUAAAAGAGCCGCAGGCAACUGGACAGCAAAUGGAAACCGCUUAAAAUACAAAUAUACAAAAAUAAAUUUACAUA